This is a messenger RNA of Tilletiopsis washingtonensis, 1851 nucleotides long. RefSeq lists its product as hypothetical. The record is from RefSeq and is a predicted model, not a curated record. The coding region runs from base 36 to 1616 and encodes 526 amino acids. Gene Ontology annotation, molecular function: protein binding. NCBI's taxonomy places the organism in Eukaryota, Fungi, Basidiomycota, Exobasidiomycetes, Entylomatales. The transcript is spliced from 3 exons.
CCAUCCAUCACCCCGUCUGAUGCGGCAUCUUCAGCAUGAGCGACCUUCGCUACGCCACACCGCCUCCCGAGGCCGUCGCCUCAAGCUCUUCGCUCUCUCGCACGGCGUCACCUUCGCACGCUGCGGCCUCGUCCUCGUCUGUCCCACGCGCCGUGCACUACGCGUCGCGCGAGGCGGACGAGCAGGACGGCUCCAGCCGCUCGAGCACCGGUUGGUCGCGCAAGCGAGCGUGGCGCGAUGCUGAUGAGGAGAUCGACGCGCCGGCGGACGCAUCGCAUAGGCAGUGUCUCGACAGGGCACGCAGCUACCUUGAGCAGGCACAGGAGAGGGACGAUGAGCUUCGCCGCGGCUACGCGGAGCAAGUGAUCCGUAAGGAGAGAUCAGCUCGAGAUCGUACCGCAAAGGCAUCGUCAUUCGAAUUUGACUUCGAUUCGGUGAACGCUCCCUUCCAUGAGCGCGAGAGCUGGAAGCUGGCAGAGCGCAUGCGCAUGCCGGCCAAGCUCGACCCCGUCGCAGUCAAGCUGCGCAAAGAAUCCUUGCGCUGGGCGCGAUCCGCGCUGCUUCUGCAAGAGGAUGCAGAGAGCUACUACCGUGCUGCUGCGGCCUUCAAGGCACUCGCUGAGCCCGCAAAGGCACUCUCGGCGCUGGAGCGGGCACGCCGCUUCGACGACGGCGCUUGGGCUUCCGCCAUCGAUCAGCUUGAAGUUCGAUGCUCGUCGCGCUUCGCCGCUGCGCUUCUGCCUGUCGAACUCUUCGUACCGAUCUUCGGAGAGCUCGGCGCCGUGUACUCUGCGCGAGCUCUUCGCGUCUGCCGUUCGUGGCACUCGAUAAUGAGCAGACCAGAGUUCUGGCGCAAAGUCGUCUUCGCGCCCUGCUCCAAAGCGCGUAAAGCAGUUCCGAAGAGGACUCUCAAGCAGAUCGCGUCGCGCUCCGAUCACUCGAUCACAGAACUAGAAUCUCGCUCGCUCGAAACCAAGGAGCUAGACUACUUGUGCUCGGUGCUCGCUCGCAGUGCAUUAAGCAUCCGCAGUAUCGUAGUGGACGCGCCGAACGCGGCGUACGAUUUUCUGCGGCUCGCCGAGCAAUGCCCCAAGCUGUCGAUCCUCGAGGUCCACGAAAUAGCCCAUGGCCGGCGGCGUCGGCCCUUAUUUGAUCCGUCGCAAGGUCCGCUCGUCAAGCGCGGCCUCACUCGCGUCAGUCUGGAGCUCGAUGCCGAAUCCUGUGUCGGUCGCUUCAACGAAGGUCUCCUCCAGCUCAUCGAGCAAGCUGCGUUCGCCCGUCUUAGCUUCUGUGGCGAACUUGUGGAGCAAGGCGAAGGGGACGAUUUCUGCCGUGGUUCGAAGUACGGUCGCCCUUCGCCGAUGCCGGCCCGAAGCUCGCUCCGCAUCUGCGUCAUCUCUACCUCGAAGACUCCAUCGCCAACUGCGACGCGCCGGUCUGUGUCUUGCCGGAGCACACCGCCUGCCUCUCCGCUCCGCUUCUCGAGACGCUCGAGUGCGAUGCAGCGCUCCUUUCCAUCUUCUCGCCGGUCUCGUUCUCCAGACCCAUCAGCCUCACGCUCACGGUGGCAAAAUAUUGUGACCUGGACGUCGUCGCAAGAGGCGAUCAUGCGAUGAACCUCACGGUCAUUGAGGAGCGUGAUGCGGACGUCAUCGCCCGGAAGAUGCUCGACGAUCCGACAUACUGUCGGAACGUGCGCAAGCUCAACGUCAGCCUGUGGGAGAGCAGCCCGCGGUGGUCCGUAUGGGUGCGUCUCAUUGCCGCCCGCCUCUACGGAUCGCAGCCUGGCGCCACGCUCGACGAGUACUUGGCCAUCGGCCGCCACAGUACCCAAGCGCCAUCACCGCGCGA